GGUGCUUCCAUAUUUUCCCUCAUACCAAACAACGUCGUUUUGUACUAAAUCGAUUUUAACUUUGAGUGAGAAAACAGUUAAAUUACAUUAAUUAAUUAAAUAAACUAAGUACACAACACAUAAUAUAAUAAUCAAUUAAUUAAUCAUCACUAUUUAAUCAUGAAAUCUCUGCUUGAGAUCUGUUGUUAAGUAGUAAGUUGCUAUAAAUAAAAUAAAAGAGCGAUACAUUACAAGCCAUUCGCAUUUACGAGUUUGAGUGAUUAAUUAUUCUUACAUUACUUUUUCAGAUCCAGAGAAAUUCCACUCACAAAAACCACUUUCUGAGACUUUCAUCUUUCUCAUUCAUUCCUCUAAAUUCUUAGUGCAGAGGAAGAACAAGAAGAAGAAGAAGAAGAACGCACCUUUUGUUUUGUCUUAUGCACGUUCAAUUUGCCACGUCUUUGUUUUGAAAAGAAGCAAAAUUUGUGGCUGAGGAAUAUUAGGGAUGUUUAGGUUAUCUCCCAGGAGGAGUCAAAGAUCCAAAGGCUUCAAGGUGAAGCAUGCUCUACAAAUAUUUGUUCUGGUUGGUGUUUGUAUUUGGUUGGUUUACCAAAUUGGACACUCUCGCCAGAAAAAAGUGGCUUAUGGAGAAACCACGAAAUCUGGAAAUGAUGUUAUUAAGUUAGGGAGGAAGAACCUGAAUCCUCUUGUGGAGGAUACUACUGUUAUAGAUGCAAGACACAAGGAAGACGACGAUGAAGCAGAUGAACAAGACAACAAGCAUGAAGAUCAAACAAAAUUGGACGAUGUUAGUGGUGUGGAAGAUAAUUCUGAGCAUAAAGAGGAUUCGGUGGAUCAAGAGAGUGAAGAGAGUUCUCAAAAUGCUAAGACUGACAUUGAAGGUGAACAGCAUGUAGAGAAACUUGAUGAAGAGAAUGACAGUAUAGAUAACAAGGACAGUGAAAGUGUAGCGAAAGAGAAUGAGGAAAUCAAAAAGGAAUUGGAGGACACAGAAACUGGAGAAACUAGUGAUGAAAAGAGUCAGUUAGAGAAUGAAGAGAACAAAGAUGAAGAAAAGAGUCAGCAAGAGAAUGAAGAGAACAAAGAUGAAGAGAAGAGUCAGGUAGAGAAUGAAGAGAACAAAGAGGAAGAGAAGAGUCAGGUAGAGAAUGAAGAGAACAAAGAGGAAGAGAAGAGCCAGGUAGAGAAUGAAGAGAACAAAGAUGAAGAGAAGAGUCAGCAAGAGAAUGAAGAGAACGAAAAGAGUCAGCAAGAAAAUGUAGAGAACAAAAAUGAAGGGGAGGAGAAAGAAACUGGAGAAGUUAAAGAGGAAAAGAGUCAGCAAGAGAAUGAAAAGACAAGUGAAACAGACACUAAUGAUAAGGAGAAGGAAGAAAACAACCAGAAUGGGACUGACGCGAAAGAUCAAGUGGAGGAAAAUCAUGAGCAAGAUAGUAAAGAAGGGACAGAGGAGAGCAAUGGAACAGGAGGGGGAGAGAAAGAAGAGCAAAGUAAGAUUCAGGAAGAGACUUCAUCUGAAAAUCAGGUUCAGGACGGUGAAAAGAACAACGAGGCUAGGGAGGAAAAUUAUGCCGGAGAUAAUGCCUCCAGUGCUGUAGUAGAUCAUAAAUCGCAAGACAUCUCACAAGAAAGUUCUAACAAGACAGAAGAACAAUUUGACAAGAAGGGAAAAACUGAGUCUGAGUUGGAGUCUCAGAAAAAUAGUGAUGAAACUACUGAAGCCACUGAUUCUACUGUUACAGAAAACAAGCAAGGAAAUGAGAAUGAUCAGGCACAGACAGAGAAUGAUUCACAGAAGAUUUCUGUGUCAGAGUCAGGUGAGCAGAAGCAAGAGCAAGAGCAAGAGCAGAAUAACACCGCCAAGGAUGAUGUACAAACAACUGACAAACAGAAUGAAACAUCGGAAGAUGCAAACUCUAAGGAAGAGGACUCCAGCACGCAAAAUACAACGCCAAAAACCGAAGAUUCUAAAUCAGACACUGCUGGCGAUCAGACAGAUUCCACUACCACAUCUUCCUCAGAAACUCAAGACACCAAUACAAAUAAUGGUGAAUACAAGGACACCACCAAUGAAAACGCGGAAAAGAAUACUAGUCAAGAAGGAACUCAAGGGAGUGGUUCAUCAUCCAACACAUCUGACAACAAAGAUGCUACUAGCAAUGAGGUUCAACUCACUACCUCUGAUACUUCAACAGAACAAAAGAAAGAUGAAUCCUCGAGUGCAGAAAGUAAUUCCGAAUCUUCACAGAAUGACAAUGCAAACUCGGUUCAAAGCAACACAAACAGUGAUGAAAGUGCUAAUGACAACAAAGAUUCUAGCCAGGUCAGUUCAUCUGAGCAAAGUGGAGAGGCAAACUCAAACUCAGAAAACAACAGUGAUGCUAACCAGAAUGACUCGAACAACAAUCAAAAUGCUAAUGACAAUGGAAAUGCUUCACAUGAUGCCAAUGAGAAUCAGAAUGAGAACACUGCUCAGAGCAAAACAAGUGAAACUGAAGGUGAUGCUCAAAAUGAAUCAGUGGAGUCAAAAAAGGAGAAUGAGGAAUCUACUCAUAGCGAUGGAGAUAGCAAUUCUAACUCGAAUGAUCAAGGAAGUUCCGAUCCUUCAAUCACACAUGACGAUAAAGAAACUCAGGAUGAUAAAGAAUCCCGCGUAGAUUUGGGAACUUUGCCAGAAAGCAAUGGAGAAAGCAAUAAAAAAGAUGUUUCUUCUGCGGAAUGAUAAUUCAAAUUAAUCAGUUGUAUUGUAUCCUGCUACUGCUUCUGAUCCUACUUUCUAUUUUGUUUCUUUUUUGUUGAGCCAUGUAUUGUUCUUUACUUAGCAAAUAUUCUUAUCAUAUUUUUGUUUUCACAGGGUCAGAAUAAGAAUUUAGAAAUAGAGUUGUAUUAGUAAAAACUCCUUUUCUGUCUUAUAUGUAACCCGCACCAUUUCCUAGAAGAAUAAUGAUCACUUUAAAUUGUCA
Molecule: messenger RNA, 2963 nt
Organism: Trifolium pratense (red clover)
Lineage: Eukaryota; Viridiplantae; Streptophyta; Magnoliopsida; Fabales; Fabaceae
Product: dentin sialophosphoprotein
Exons: 2
Coding region: 485-2722 (745 amino acids)
Source: RefSeq, a predicted model, not a curated record